Molecule: messenger RNA, 1497 nt
Organism: Sparassis crispa
Lineage: Eukaryota; Fungi; Basidiomycota; Agaricomycetes; Polyporales; Sparassidaceae
Product: Multifunctional cytochrome P450 monooxygenase af510
Exons: 13
Coding region: 1-1497 (498 amino acids)
Molecular function (GO): monooxygenase activity; iron ion binding; heme binding
Source: RefSeq, a predicted model, not a curated record
AUGUACUCCAUUCGCAUAAAGAAUGGGCGUGGCCUUCGUCUUCCGCCGGGUCCAAAGCCAGUACCAAUCCUAGGCAAUGUCCAUGAACUGCCUUCCCUGCAUCAGGAGAGAACAUUUGCCGCCUGGGGAACACAAUAUGGUGACCUCGUCUUUACCCGGCUGUUCCAAACUCCAGCCCUUGUUUUGAAUUCAUUGCAGGCAGCACAGGACCUGCUGGACAAGAAAAGUGCAAAGUACUCGCAUCGACCACGCUUCAUUCUCUUGGAGGAACUGAUGGGUUGGGAUGUCGUGACGCACAUGACCUACGGGGAACGAUUUCGAAGGCAACGGAAAUGGAUGCGUGACACGCUUGAAGACAAAAGCUCACUUAUGAGCUAUCGUUCGCUGCAGAAGCGGGAGUCCUACAUACUUCUCUCCGGGCUGUUCGAAACGCCGGAGUCUUUCAUGUCGCACAUAAAAAGAUUUGCGGCGGCAUUGAUCAUGGAAAUUGCCUAUGGACACACUGUCAGGUCAUUGGACGACACGUACAUUCAGAUCGCGGACAGGGCAACUACCGAGACAGUCGAAGCCGGGACCCCGGGUUCAAUGCUGGUGGACUUCUUUCCAUGGUUAAGAUACAUCCCGGCAUGGAUGCCCGGCGGCAAGUUCAAGAAAGACGCAGCUCGAAUCAGCGUGCUUGUAAGGAGGUUGCUCGACACCCCGUACGACAUGGUGAAGAGCGCUAUGGCAGCGGGCACUGCGUUUCCUUCGUUCACUUCAGUUCUUCUCGAGCAAACUCAGAACAGCGGAGGGACGUCCCCGCAGGAUGAAGCUGACAUCAAAGGCGCAGCCGGUGCCUUGUAUGGAGCUGGAAGCGACACUACCAUAGGUGUCCUUGCGACGUUCAUCUUGACCAUGGUGUUGUAUCCAGACGUAUACAAAAAGGCCCAAGAUGAGAUGGAUCGAGUAAUCAAAAAAGGCAAUCUUCCAGACUUCGAGGACCGGGAAUCGCUGCCGUAUUUGGAGUGCGUCUUGAGUGAGGUACUACGAUGGAAUUGCCCUGUCCCUUUGGGAAUCCCGCACAAAGUUAUGGUAGACGACGAAUAUCGUGGAUAUGACAUUCCAGGGGGAACCAUGGUCAUCCCAAAUAUCUGGUCGAUGACGAAAGACAAGGAGAACUAUCCUGAUCCAGACGCUUUCCGACCGGAACGUUUCGAGGAGAUGGACGGCCAAACGGCGGAACAGCGUGAUCCGCGCAAGUUCGUGUUCGGGUUUGGUCGGCGGAGGUGUCCGGGUCAAAAAUUUGCCGACCAGAGCUUAUGGAUUGCAAUGGCGAACAUGAUCGCGACUCUGGACAUCGGCAAGACCGUGGACGUCACAGGCCGCAAUAUCACGCCUGAAGCUUCAUUCGAUCCUGGAUUCGUUAGUCACCCUACGUCGUUCAAAUGCGCGAUACGACCCCGCUCGAGGAAAGUAGUCGACCUGGUGAAUCAGAUGCGUGCUGGCAUGGCAACCUAG